Messenger RNA from Caenorhabditis sp. 36 PRJEB53466, 3328 nucleotides. NCBI's taxonomy places the organism in Eukaryota, Metazoa, Nematoda, Chromadorea, Rhabditida, Rhabditidae. The record is from the annotation of a GenBank genome assembly.
AUGGCUUCUCGAACUUGCCUAAAGGCGUUCCUCAUCCUAAUCGGAUUAGUCAACAUAGCCACCGCAGCUGUGAGUGAAAGAAUUCAAUGAACUUUUCAUCGAAAUUCGAAUAAAAAACGAAAACUUUUCAGUACAUCGCCAAUGACGUCGUGUCGGAUUAUGCAGAAGUGAAGGAACUGUUGGCCGCUUUCUACAGAAAACAUGCAAAGAAAUAUGGACACGACUACGUGAGAAAUUCGAAUGUUAAUGAGUUGAACAUUUAUUUUCCAGGAUCCUGUGGCAAUUCAAGCCAUUGCUGAAAACAUGGACAAGGCAAUUAAGGACGACAAAACCGAGGCCACAGUCAACAGAAAGCUGUGGAAUGAGGUGUUCGAGAACGACAUCAUCUUAACCCUUCCUCAGGCAGAAGCUCUUCUCAGCGAAAGCAGUGAGGACUACCUUCGAUAUCAACCACAACAAAACGUUGUUCUUACAGACAUCCCAAGACGAAAGCGACAAGCUCAUCCAGAUCCUCGCAACUUCUGGCCCAAUCUGACCAUUUCUUACGAGUUCUACGGAGGCGAAGACACGUGGCGUCAGUUGGUCCGUAGUGCCAUCCGACAUGUUGAGCAGAACGUGUGCUUCCGGUUCAAGGAGAACGGAGGAGAUAAAGACGGACUGAGAUAUUACCGAGGAAACGGAUGCUGGUCGAAUGUUGGAAGAAUCGGAGGGCGACAACUUGUGUCUAUUGGAUACGGAUGUGACAGCGUGAGUUAGAAAGCACCCGGGACACAGGCAAAGUUUGAAUUUCAGCUUGGAAUUGUAUCUCACGAAACUCUUCACGCACUGGGUUUGUGGCACGAGCAGUCUAGAGAUGACCGUGACAAUUACAUCUCUAUUGCUUCUGAUAAAAUCACCAGAGUACGUUUUCAAAAGGACUCUUAUAUCAAGCAAAUUUUUUGUAGGGAACCGAAGGAAACUUUGCCAAACGAACUCCUGCGAACAGUGACAAUCUUGGUAGGUUUCAGCUAGUACUGAAAAUGUAUUAAUAGAUUGAAUCAGUUUGUUCUCUUGCAUUUAUGACUAGCGAACGUGUGUAAAACAUAGAAAUACUUUCCUUUUUAGGUCAACCGUACGAUCUAGGAUCUGUGAUGCACUAUGGAGCAAAGGCUUUCUCUUACGAUUGGACUAGGUAAUAGAACAGAACAGAAAAUAGAAGACCAGAACUAAAUCUUUAACUUCAGUGACACCAUCAAAACCAAGGAUUGGCGUUACCAGAACACCAUUGGUCAAAGAGACGGACUCUCGUUCAAAGAUGCAAAAAUGAUCAACACAAGAUAUUGUCAAGGUAAAAAGGAUCUCAUCAGGAACUCGUCCUGAAAUUAUCCCUUUCCAGAUGUGUGCCCACGUAAACUUCCAUGCAUCAAUGAGGGAUACACCGAUCCGAACAACUGUGGUCAGUGUCGAUGCCCAUCGGGAUACGGAGGAACUUAUUGCGAAACCGUCGAGUCGAGUAAGUCGUUUAUCGCGUAUCUGAUUACUAUUCGAAUGAUCAGCAUCAUGUGGAGAAUCUCUCAUUGCGACGGCAUCAUACCAGAAGAUUGAAAGCGGAAUUGUACAAGCCGAUGCGAAUUGCGUGUGGCGAAUUAGAGUAAGUAAUGAUGAUAACGAUGAAGCGUAACGGAUCAUUCAACGGAACAAAUGUUGCCUUUUAGAACCCGGGAGGUAGUGUCGAAGUGGUAUUUGACACUUUGAACUUCCAAUGUUCCGAUCCGUGCCAGAGUUACGUUGAGGUCAAGUGGCUUUCCCAGAAAACAGCGACAGGUACUGUUCAAUAACAAUUGCAAAACGAAUCGAUGAGUUUAGGAGCAAGACUCUGCUGCAGUUUGCCAUCGGUCAUCAGAUCGGAAGGAGAUGACAUUCUGAUCGUCUACCGUGGAUACCCGAACACUGCCUACGGAUGGAAGGGAUUCACAUUAAGAUACAGAGCGAGUACGUUAUGAACAAAUUGUCAAAAUUCAUCCGAUAGAUAAACAUUUUCUAUAUAUUGAAUUCAAAACGUUUCAUUUUCUAGUUGGAGGAUCGCCGACAACAGUGGCCACAACCCGCCCAACCACCUACACCACGACCCGACCAUACUGGACCAGAACGGCAAGUGGAUGGAUUCAUAUCGAACACCCACCACUAUACACGCCUGACGGCCAGAUUUACACCUCGGAUGAGCGAUCGGUGGAAAAGUUCAAUUCCGCUGAGGAACUCUUCAAUCCGAGCACUGCCAACAUUUCCUCUUCCGCCUCACCCGCACAGUUUCCUUCAGAUGUCUCCCAACGGGGGCCAUCUGCACACGAGCAUGAUCUAUCGCAAGCUUUAGUGAGACUAUCCUUUUCUUUCCUUUCCUUUCCAUUUUUCUCUUUUGCUAACCCCAAACUCUAUUCACUUAACAAUUGUCAAAAAGGAUCGAAUAGUAUCUAAUAAUUUGGGUUUAGUCUGUUCCAACUCCGACGACCGUUGCUCCAGAAACUGCCUCGUGGAGUGGUUGGGGAGAAUGGUCCGUUUGUUCGCAACCUUGUGGAGGAUGCGGAACCCGAACGAGAGUGAGAGCUUGUUACGGUGGAAACCAGGAAUGCGCGUAAGCAAACUACGUACAACUCGAUGGAGAAAGACUCUUACAGGGGAAGCAAUUUGGAGAAAGAAGGUUGCAACGCUCAGACCUGCGCUAAGCCGAAAAAAGGAAUGAUCUGCAAUGGGCGCCUUCUCCUUCCAUGCGAUUUGCUUUCCAAACUCAAGUUCGGAUCGAACAACUAUUUGAAUCCCAAAUUGAAGCAAUCCGGAUUCGCGCGAGGUAAGCGGUCAUGCAAAUUUUCGUGUUGUUUUGACAGGAACUGACCAAGGUAGAAACAAACUGUUUUGUAGCCAGCACCCUCCCACUGCCACGUAUCUCUCAGCGCAAACCAGUCCUUCGUCAAGAGUAAGUCACGGAUUCUGGGGGGCUAGCCAACUAUUGUCUCGUUUUCAGGCUUGAAAUACAUCCACCAACUGACAGAUUCUACUCCUCGACUACACGUAGAGUUAAGAGACAAACAGUGAUUCGGUUCUGUGAAAAGUAAGACGAAAUGAACAAUCUAUAUUAAAAAUGCUAAAUUUUCAGACGUUUCAUCUACCAGUGUCCAACCGCUCUUCUCACCAUCAACAUGGAGUACAAGGAGCCAACUGAAGCAACCAAUGAUGCUUAUUUCGUGAGUUUCGACAGGUCAAAAUACUAUAUUGGAAAACUUUAAAUUUUCAGCAACAGUAUCCAGAAUGCUGCUCUGGAUACACGCCACGUUCCGGUGUCUGCUACAAGAACUAA